AUGGUUAUCAACUGUGAUGCAGAAAUGGAACACAAAUCACAGAAAAUAGAUGUUGUGGUGGUAGCUGCAGAGAACUCCUUGGGUUAUGAGAUUUUACAGCAGAAGAGUUACAAGGGAGCCUCUCAGGAUCCCUCUAAACUGGACCCAUCUUCCUCUACGACUCUCUUCACUGCCUAUGAAGGUUCCUUCAGAGAAAAUGACUCAAAUGCUACGACACAACCCAAGACCCCCUGUGAGCGUGUUGGAGAUCCUGUGAAAAACGGCCCACCUGGAGACUACGUCCCCGCGUUUGAAAGCCAGGGAGAAUACACCCCUGAGCAACACUGGGGCUCAACAGUGGAGAGUGCUUGGAGUCAAGAGGCACUGUUCGAUAUGUUCCUGCACGGCGUCUCAGAGGAGAUCAAGGACGAGCUUGCAGCCCGGGAGUUACCCACGGAGCUCAAUUCCGUCAUCGCUUUGACCAUCCGUAUCGAUGGGCGAUUACGGGAACAACGGAGGGAGAGAAUUGGAUUUUGCUCGCACGCCCUGGGAUCCGACCUUGCCUCCAAGUCAUCCCGGAAGCUCCCGAUGGUCUCGCUUGCCUACCACUCGGACGCCCGUCGGACCCUGGCCUUUGAGCGACCGAACUUUUGGUGUCCUAUGGUCCCUGACGUGUUCGAAGUCAUUGCUGCUUGCACACUAGCAUGUCCUCCGGGUUCCACCAUCCAGUCAGAGAGAGCCAACCAAGACCUCGAGACCACCCUGCACUGCCUGGUCUCCGCCAACAACACCAUCUGUAGCCAGCAGCUUGUGCCCAGCCCUCCUCCCGGUGUCAUCGAUGGCCAUCCGGCGAACACGGUGACGGAGCUGUACUGUUCAGGGUGUGAGGUGUGUGUGUGUGAGGUGUGUGUGUCGGGGGAGCACGCGGACCAUCCCACGGUACCGUUAUUAGACUUUCUGGAGACACACAGAGACGGUCUGCAGGAGAGACUGACUGCUGCACAGAACAGACUGCCUCAGAUCUCGGAGGCCCUGGUGUCUCUGAGAGAGGUCCUAAAGCAGCUGACCAAUCAGAGAGAUGUGAUCGAGGAGGACAUCCACGUCAGCUUCGAAGAGCUCCACAAGACCCUGGACGUCAGGAAGAGUGUUCUACUGAUGGAGCUAGAGGUCACCUACGGACUGAAACAGAAGGUCUUGCAGGCCCAGCUGGACACCCUACUCCAUGGCCAGGGGGAUAUCGUUGACACAUGUAUCCAGACAGAGAAGGCCCUGAGCGGGGAGGCCAGCGCCGCGAGCCUGCAGGCUGAGAGAGGCCUUGGGGAGAUGCUGGGGGAGCUGGCCAGCCAAGGGCUACCGUUCCAGGCUGAGGAGAAUGAUCAGCUGGAUUUACUGAUGAAGUCAGAGGGGCUGAGAAAGUCUAUCCACAAACUGGGAACUAUCAUCACUACCAGCGCGGUGGCGAGCCAGAGUGAGGCGUCGGGUGUGGGACUGGAGCAGUGCAUCGUGGGUCUCCCAGCCUGCGUAACCAUAACGACCAGAGACAAGGCCGGCGGACCCUGCCGGAGCGGCAAUGCCAUCCUGUCUGCUGAGGUGUGUACUCCAGAUGGUAGCGUGGCGGACGGGGAGAUACUCGACUACAAGAACGGGACAUAUGAUUUUGUUUACACUGUAAACAAGGAAGGAGAGUUUUCAUUGGCUCUCCGGCUCUAUGACCAACACAUCAAAGGAAGUCCCUUCAGACUCAGAGAGUCUCCUCCCACCACCACAGCCACCUCUCUGACGACCACCGCCACCCCGUCUACAGGCUCCUCUGAGGGGGCUAAGCGGAGAGGAAAGUCCCCUGGGUCUGGGAGUAAGAAGAAGGGUUCCAGGAGGACAGGCAGUGCCCUGGGGACACCCAGACGCAAAGAGAAUCCCAUCGAAGAUGAUCUUAUCUUCAGGAUCGGUACUAAGGGGAGAAAUAAAGGAGAGUUUACUAACCUGCAGGGUGUGUCAGCGUCCUCCAAUGGCAGGAUUCUAAUAGCAGACAGCAAUAACCAGUGUGUCCAGAUCUUCUCUAAUGGGGGGGAGUUUAAGAGUCGUUUUGGGGUGAGGGGUCGGUCGCCAGGGCAACUCCAACGACCAACGGGUGUGGCUGUUCACCCCAACGGUGACAUCAUCAUCGCCGACUAUGACAACAAGUGGGUCAGCAUCUUCUCCAGCGAGGGCAAAUACAAGGCCAAGCUGGGCUCUGGUAGGCUAAUGGGACCGAAGGGCGUGUCAGUGGAUCAGAACGGUCAUGUGAUUGUCGUUGACAACAAGGCAUGCACCGUCUUCAUCUUCCAGCCAACCGGCAAGCUCGUUUCUAAAUUCGGUAGCCGUGGCAAUGGAGACAAACAGUUUGCAGGUCCUCAUUUUGCAGCCGUCAACAACAACAAUGAGAUCAUAGUGACAGACUUUCACAACCACUCUGUCAAGGUGUUCACCCCAGAGGGAGAGCUGCUGUUGAAGUUUGGAUCUAACGGAGAGGGCAACGGUCAAUUUAAUGCUCCUACAGGCGUGGCCGUCGAUGUGAACGGGAACAUCAUUGUAGCCGACUGGGGCAACAGCCGCAUACAGGUGUUUGAUGGUAGUGGCUCCUUCCUGUCCUAUAUCAACACAUCAGCUGACCCUCUCUACGGACCUCAGGGUCUGGCUCUCACCUCUGAUGGACACGUGGUGGUGGCCGACUCUGGGAACCACUGUUUCAAGGUCUACAGAUACCUACAGUAA
This is a messenger RNA of Salvelinus namaycush (lake trout), 2730 nucleotides long. RefSeq names its product tripartite motif-containing protein 2-like. Lineage: Eukaryota; Metazoa; Chordata; Actinopteri; Salmoniformes; Salmonidae. Gene Ontology annotation, biological process: negative regulation of translation; protein polyubiquitination; proteasome-mediated ubiquitin-dependent protein catabolic process. Bases 1 to 2730 code for a protein of 909 amino acids. The transcript has 20 exons. Gene Ontology annotation, molecular function: zinc ion binding; ubiquitin protein ligase activity; protein binding. The record is from RefSeq and is a predicted model, not a curated record.